Molecule: messenger RNA, 969 nt
Organism: Lathyrus sativus (Indian pea)
Lineage: Eukaryota; Viridiplantae; Streptophyta; Magnoliopsida; Fabales; Fabaceae
Source: the annotation of a GenBank genome assembly
AUGCGUUCUAGUGUCACUAACCGUAUUGUGCAUUGCUCAAUCGCUACCGCACCAGGCGGUGAAACUAAUUCUCCCGCCAAAUCACAACCACCGUCUUUCUCAACGGUUACGUUUCGCUCCGAUAGGUCCAACGACCAUGCUUCUUCAGAAGUUUCGAGUAGUAGGAGAGGCGUAAUAUGCAGCAUAGCCAUGUUGCCGUGUCUUCUUCCACUAACUCACAUCUUUGGUUCUCUCCGAGCCAAUGCCAUGCCACCACCAGGUGGAGAUGAAUAUGUUCGAAUUAAACAAGAGUUGAGGAAGGUAUUGUCAAAGGGAAAGGCCGCCGGUGUGCUUCGUUUGGUUUUCCAUGACGCCGGAACUUUUGAAAUUGAUGACAAUACAGGUGGCAUGAAUGGCUCUAUAGUCUACGAACUUGAAAGGCCUGAAAAUGCUGGUCUGAAAAAAUCAGUAAAGGUUCUGCAGAAAGCAAAGACUCAGAUAGAUACGAUCCAUCCAGUAUCCUGGGCGGACGUUAUUGCUGUGGCUGGAGCUGAAGCAAUUGAAGUAUGUGGUGGUCCUACUAUCCAAGUUUCGCUCGGCAGACAAGAUUCGCUGGGGCCUGAUCCUGAAGGGAAACUUCCUGAAGAAACCCUUGAUGCUUCUGGUUUGAAAAGAUGCUUCCAGAAAAAAGGCUUUUCAACACAGGAACUGGUAGCUUUGUCUGGAGCUCACACCCUUGGAAGUAAAGGUUUUGGAAGCCCUACUUCUUUUGACAAUUCAUAUUAUAAGGUUCUCUUGGAAAAGCCACAGACGCCUUCGGGCGGUAUGUCAACUAUGAUUGGUCUUCCUUCAGACCACGCACUUGUUGAGGAUGAUGAAUGCUUAAGAUGGAUUAAAAAGUAUUCUGACAAUGAGAAUAUGUUCUUUGAAGAUUUCAAAAAUGCGUAUGUCAAGCUGGUGAAUUCUGGUGUAAGGUGGAAUAGCUUAUAA